GCUUGGUUCAGAGGCGCCUUUCGCGUCGCAAACCCGGGACGCUCCCCCUGCUUGCCUUCUGGAUCCUAACCUCGGAAUUCAUCGUUUUAUUAAACUCCAGAACCUGAAAUUACACUAUGUAGAAGCAGGGAGUCCACAAGGCCCGUUGGUGCUGAUGAUCCAUGGCGCCCCAGAUUUUUGGUUCACCUGGAGGAAGCAGAUACCUGCCUUUGCUAACGAUUUUUGGGUUAUUGCAGUGGACUUGCGCGGCUGCGGCGACUCGGACGUUCCCCGUUGGCGGUCGAAGUAUGGUACCUCGGUCGUCGCAGAGGAUAUUAUUAAUCUUAUACGAAUUUUAGGUCGAAAGAAUGCCCAUCUUCUGUGCGCCGGCAUUGGCGGUCAGAUCGGAUGGCACCUGGCCUACCACUACCCUGAAUUCGUGUCCAAAAUGGUUCUGAUUCACUCUCCUCAUCCUUAUGUAAUCCGCCAGCAAGUCAGGUCUUCAUGGGCGAGCUAUCUCAGAAUCUGGUACCUGUUCUUUCUCCGGUUGCCGAUAUUGCCCGAAAUCGCAGCCCACGUUAAUGACUCGGCCCUCAUUGACAAGAUGUUCCAACCUCUACUUAAAAACAAAUCCGUUACAGAAGAAGAAAUUGAAGCCUAUAAAUUUAUAUUUUCAAGAAGAGAGGAUUGGAUUGGCCCUUUGCACCACCUUCGUCAGAUUAGCGUCAGCAGGAUUAGCACCAGCGAGGCGCUACCAGGUGUGAUUACAAAGCCAACGCUGCUGGUGAUGGGCGACGACGAUUCCUUACUGCCCCUCGAUACAGCUUACAAAUCCGCU
This is a messenger RNA of Penaeus vannamei (Pacific white shrimp), 817 nucleotides long. Lineage: Eukaryota; Metazoa; Arthropoda; Malacostraca; Decapoda; Penaeidae. The record is from RefSeq and is a predicted model, not a curated record.